This is a messenger RNA of Lathyrus oleraceus (garden pea), 1644 nucleotides long. RefSeq lists its product as uncharacterized. Lineage: Eukaryota; Viridiplantae; Streptophyta; Magnoliopsida; Fabales; Fabaceae. The transcript is spliced from 2 exons. The record is from RefSeq and is a predicted model, not a curated record. Bases 279 to 1274 code for a protein of 331 amino acids.
UAAUAUAACUUAGCUCAAAAGCUAAGCAUACAACACAGUGACAAUAAAAAGAGACUUUAUCUUUCUACUACCACUAUUAGAACCAAAGUGGCCAUAAAUUUUUUUAAUUUUUCCUUUACACGUUUCAUCAAACGGUCAACAUUUCUUAUCACACUCGUUAUAAAUACCCUUCUUCUCUCCUUUCUCAAACCUCCUAGAAGUAGAAGCACUGGGUAAAGGUUAAGUUUCCGUUAUUACAAAAACACAAAACAAUAUCAGAAAAUAAAAAUAAAAAGAAAAUGAAAAUGAAUUUUCUAUCACUGAAACUGGCUCUAAUCUCUACUGGAGUUUUAUCAACGGCGGUGGCGUUGAAGCUCACGGUACCAAUUGUUUCACACUUCAUCCUCAACGAAGCUCCAACCAUAUGGUCCUUUACCCUCACAUGCUUCACACCGCCUUACCUCUAUCUCCUCCUCAACCUCAUCAUCCUCACCAUCGUUGUCACCUCCAAAUUUCAUAAUCAACACCACCAUUCCCCGCCGGAGCCUCUUCCUUUCGCCGCCUCCUUUGACGGAACACCUUCUCCGGUUCAGAUCCCUGCGCCGGUACCAGUCGAGAUCUCAGAAAUCAUACCGCUUAUUAACUACAAUGGCUUCGUUUCAGAUACCGAUGAAACAGUUGCGGUAGGUAACGAAUCUAACGAUCCUAUUGUUUACCUCGCCGAGGAAAAUACUCCGGCGAAAACGACGGUUAUCGAAGCCGAUGACUCUGUUCUCGUUCCAAGCUUGCCGAAGAACUCGUCUGAAUUUGUGUUUAACGAUGAGAACGAGAAACCUCCGGUUUCUUCAAGGUUCAGGAAAGCCGUUAGAUCAAGUCCUGAAGGAGGGAAGGUGAAUUCGUUGAGAGUGACGAAGACGAAGAAGCAAGACACGUUGGAGAACACAUGGAAGACGAUAACGGAAGGGAGAGCGAUGCCGUUAAAUAGGCAUUUGAAAAAGUCGGACACGUUCGAAUCACAACCACGCCGUAGCGGCGUGCCGUUAGCUGAUUUGAACGGUGGAGUAGGAGGAGGUGGCGGUGUUCCGGUGAUGAAGAAAUCGGAGACGUUCGGUGGAAGGGAGAAGAGUGUUUCUCCGGGAUCCGGUGGGAAGAUGAGGAAAGAAUCAUCGCUGAGUCAGGACGAGUUGAAUCGGCGAGUUGAAGCGUUCAUUAACAAGUUUAACGCGGAGAUGAGGUUGCAGAGGCAGGAAUCGCUGAGACAGUAUCGGGAAAUGGUGAAUGGUAGAACUUGCUGACGUGGUAGAUGUAAUCCAACGGUCAUAUUUUGGGGAAAAUGUAAAUUCAAUGGUAGAAUUUGCUGACGUGGCAGAUAUAAUCCAACGGUCAUAUUUUUUUGGGGAAAAUGCAACUUCAAUAGUAAAAUUUGCUGACGGGCAGAUAUACCAGUAUAAUCCAAAGGUUCAUUUAUUUCUAGUGAACAAUGUUUUUUUUUCAUGUUGAGUUGGUUUUCUUGGGAGAAAAAAAAGAAACAUAUAUAAGGUUUUGUUAUGUUUUGGGGAUAUUAUUCAAUUUUCUUCAAUUGGAUUUUUUGUUCUUUAUUGUGUUUAUAGAAUGCUUUGCUUGAAAUCAAAAUAAAUGAUGAAGGGGAAGUAUUUGGUGUUUGAA